ACCGUGCGUAUUUUAAAGAUUUGGUGUAAUCGCCUGGUGGUUGUAAGGAAAACAUACCAAGGUUUAUCUGCACUAUCAUGCUGAUGACAUGUCAUCACUGGGUACAGAAACAGUUGAUUACACGGAGGCCUGCACAAAAUGCCUGGCAGUAGGAAAAUUGUACAAGUCUCACUCAAACUGCCGUAACAUCAUUCUUCUUCAUACAACCCGGUCUAUUAUUUGUGCUGGAAAGAAGUCGAGGGAGCUCUUAGAAAAGAAAAAGAGAACUCUUGACAGACUCGGGAAGAUAGUCUCAGCUUGGAGGAACAGCGGAGGAGGCCAAGUUCUGAUUCAUGUAGAGGGUCAACUAUCCGAGGACAGGUGUCUGGAACAGUUUGAUGAGUUCAUUACCAAGAGUUUGUCUGAUCUCAUUGAUGAUGGAGAACUAUAUGUAGACGCAUACAGGCGCCAAUGGUUAUCUGAAAUACAGAACUUUCAAAACCAUACUGACUUCGUUUUUGUGAACGUGAAGGAAACGAGUGGGAUAGCCACUCUGGAUUUUAACACAAAAGUAAGGAACGACAUAGAAAAUGUAUCAGCAACGUCUGUCAAUCUAGCUAAAUGCAUGCUCAACAGGCGGAACAACACAGGUCCCCCAACGUCGAAAGGAUUGUGUGAAAAUAUUCAACUACUCCAUGAGUGCCGGAAUACUGAACUAAAAAGGUUACAUGUUGACAAAUUGAAGAGUCAAGUUGCAACGAACAUUUUAAGAAGCCCGUCAGAUUUCGUGGAUUAUUUAUGGCAUGAUCUCAAAUUGAAAGAUAACCUGACCUCUAUGUCCAAGAUUGAAGGAGGAGGAUCAUACUAUGUUGGGAUAAGUGAGGAUACCCUUGACAUUGAAAGUUACAGAACCAAAUUUCUUAAUAUUGACGGGUUUUGCAUCAAAUUUGAAGAAUCUGAGAUCACCACAGCCAUUAAAUCCAAACUUCAAAGUGACACAAUAGCCGUACAAAAAGGAACUUUCUGUAGAGUUAAUGACGAUUUGAUUGAAGUCAGGCUACAUCCAAUAUCUGGAACAGAGAAACGUGUUCUGGAGGUAGCUGUGCGUUGCUUUGAUGGUAUCAUCUUUAGUGACAAGGAAGGGCCAAGGACUUAUGAAGUGAAGGACAAAAAUAUUCAUCGGAUGGACAAAGCCACCUGGCUAGAGCGAUUCAAAGCCAUGCAGAAAUAGUUUAAUAGACAUUCAUCAUGGAAGGGGAGUUUGAGCUUGGUGAAAGAACUAGCGAUAGUGGCGAGAGUGAUGACUCCAGUGUGCCUAGCAGAUACAGCUCAGAAGGAGACGUUCCAUUACUGACUGAUGACGUUUUCUCUGAUUCGGAUGAUCCUGUAAAAGGAGCACAGACUUCCGGCGAUACUCUCCAGUCAGACACUGUCUCUACAUCAGAACAAAGGGAGGUUGUUGGGAUACUAUCAGCUGAAUCAGAACAGUCGUACUUCGGCAUCUUCCCAUCCAUUGUUGAAGAAGCUCUCACGAAACAGCAUGCCCACAUUGUACAGAGGCUGAGAGAGCUACCAGGCAGAAAUCGUACAGUCGUCAUCUCAGGAGGUAGCCUGCUGAAGUUGAUAGACCCAUCCUGGGAGGGCCGAGUACCUGCGUCUGCCCUGUGUGAUGCGUGUGUGUUCUCCCCGACACGCCCUGUCAUGGUGCUGACUUUCACAACUGGGGAUGAGGACAACCACAAGAACAUUCAAUACAACACCAAGUUGGCGACGUUGAUCGUACAACAUGUGAAGGUGGACACGAAGUUUGAUUUCAAUAUCAUUCAUGACACUGUCAACGCAUCUUUGUGUAAGGAGAGACAAGAUUUCCUGACGAAGAUCGAGCAAUUUGAGAAUUCAGCCAAAUGCAUCUGUUUCCCCCCCGAACUACAUAUGGACGAAGACAAAUGUAGAACCAUCAUAAAGACCUUCCUGAAAUACCUGUCUGAUGGCACUGAGUCAGUCAGACUUUCACCAUCUAUGGAGGAUAAAGUACAUGGGAAGACCAUUUCCGAGCAAGAUUCGGGGACCCAGCUUGAUGAAUUACAACAACAGUUACGUGCUCUGGAUGAGGACCAUCAACAAGUGAUCAGUGAAGUCAACCAGCAUCAUGAAGAGAAACUAUCAAAACUGAUGUAUCUGCAUGCUCAGAGAAAGGAGAAACUGGAGAAGGAAAUCGAAGAAUUAAUUCAGAAGCUUCGCCAUGCUAAAAAAGAUGAAACAUCGGAACUCCAUCAGUUGAACCUUUUUGCCAGAACGCCAAGCAAAAUGGACACCUUCCCCAAAUGUUCUGUCUGUCAGCAGCAGUUUACCCUGAAAGGCCCCGCCCCCUACCUACUGCCCUGUCUACACGCUGUGUGUGAGACGUGUGUGACAUCUGCAGCGGGUGGUGUGAUAUCAUGCUCUACAUGUCAGAGGGAAGUCAACCUCACAGAUACAAGCCUCCAGAAGGAUGCAGUGAGACAGAAGGAAAUAUUCCACCUGACAGCCAAACAUCACCCUACAGAGGUCUCCUGUUCAAAUAAUGACGGCAACCAGGCUGUGUGCUGGUGUCGGGACUGUCAAGAGCUACUUUGUGAAUAUUGCCAGAAUAUGCACAGCAGCCUAAACGUUUUCAGAAACCAUGUACUUCAAAACUUCAGUGACAUGGUACCGACUGUCUCGAACAUUCCGACAUCUUGCAGCAUCCAUAAAUACAACUCCCUGGAUCUCUUUGAUAAAAGCUGCCAGAAGUUGAUAUGUGCGAGAUGUAAAAUCCAUGAUCACGCAGACCAUGAUGUUGAGGAGUUGGAUGUAGCUGCUGAUGCUGUAACGAAACAGUUCCACUACCAAAAGAAUGAGCUAUUAAAGUUGCAGAUUCAUCAGAAUCAGAGCAUCGGAGAAGAAAUCAAAUACACUGACAGAACACACGACACUUUGAAAGAAAAUAUUGGCCACACAUUCCAGACUCUGCGAUUGCUUCUUGAUCAACGAGAGAGUGAACUUUUGACCUGUCUAGAAACUCAUACAAAGGAGACCGAGGCAACACAACAGGCACUCCCCACCACAACUGAAGAAGAUUGGGAGACAUGCAGAGAUGUUUCAGACUACAUCGACAAAGUCCUUCUCUAUGCCCCCAAAUUACACAUGCUGGAGCUGGAGAGUCGUGUAGGGGACAUAGCUCGGAGCUGCCUCAAAGAUGUUGGCUCUCAAUCACCUGCUGUAACGUCAGUUUUCCUCAACACAAACAGAUUGUCAGAGCUGAAAUCAAAUAUAUCGGUAUUUGGUGCCAUUACCACAAAUGAGGGGGACGCUGAACCUUUUAGAGACAAGGAUACCCAGACCCUUGUAUAUAAUAUGGCAGACCUGGACAGGAAACAUAAAAUGCUCAUUGCCGAGAAGGAAAACAUCGAGAAGAGACUCUCAACAAAACUGGAUUCAGGGGAGAAACGGAUUGAAAGCUACAGACUGCUCACAGACAAGCUCCAUGGAGACAUCAGUAGCCUCAAAUCGCUCAUUGCCGAGAAGGAAAACAUCGAGAAGGAAAACAUCGAGAAGAGACUCUCAAAGAAACUGGAUGUUAUACUUGGUGUGGCCAGGGAAUGUGGUAUCCAUCUGCUGAAGCCAGGGACUGUAGACAAGUCUGUGGUGCUGAAGUGUAUACCACUGAAGUAUGACAAAGACAGAGUCAAUCUCGACAAAGUCCACAUCAAAACAGAAGGAGACCUGGUCAACAGGAAGUCGGACACCAGACCUGCAGGGAAGGGGAGACUGAAGAAGUACACCGGCACAUGCAGCACUGUCCCCUUCCCCCAGGAUGGCUGUCUCCAGUACUGGGAGGUGGAGAACAGGGUCAGUCUGGACAAACUACUCUCAGAGAAACUGCUCAUCCUGGAGGUUGGAGUAUGUAGGGAGGAGCAGAGGGACGUGCAUCAUUAUAUAUAUGGCCGUCCUCACUCCUACUGUAUGACCGUCGCCCGCUGUACUAUACACGGUGGGAUAUGCAGGAUGAUAGGGAAGGAAGGGAAGCGUGUGCUGUGUCUACCUGACACUCUCCCCAACACAGCAGGGACAUCACACACACUCCAUUACGGUGUUGUCUAUGAUGAUGCCAGGAAAAAGAUUGUCUUCAUUGAUGUGAAGGAGAAGAAAGUCAUGUCGACGUUAGACAAUGUAGACUGUAGUGAACCACUGUGGCCGAUGUUCGGGGUGUAUAACGCACAUCGCCUCACUGUCAGCAUGAGACUUGUAGUUGGCAGCGACAUCAACAUGACGGAGGAGAAGAAAGCGAUGAUUGUCAAAGCGCUGUCGUGAUGGUGACAGUGAUGGUUACUAUGAACACAUGGAUACGUAGUAGAUACCUAACAGCAGCAUGAGUGAAGAGAACCUUCCUCGUGACCUUGUUGUAUGUGAGAUUCUCAAGUGUUUAUACAAACACAAACAGUGAAGCUUGUAGAAAACAUACCGCUAGUAGUGCAACUUAUGAUCUAGUACACCUAUAAACUAUUUUCCUGCACGUAGCAUGUGGAUAUCAUACGUGAGUAAUCGCAGUUAAAAUAUUCAUUAAAAACAAUAUGAUCCCUAAACAUGUCCAUUGAUCAUAACCGAACAUGUAUCGGAACAUACACUACACGGACCUGGUGAAUCCCACGGGGGUGUUUGACAUGUACUGGAACAUACACUACACGGACCUGGUGAACACCACGGGAGUAUAUGACGUGUAUGUGAACAUACACUAAACAGACCUGGUGAAUACCACGGGGGUGUAUGACAUGUAUGGGAACAUAAACUACACGGACCUGGUGAACACCACGGGAGUGUAUGACAUGUAUGUGAACAUACACUAAAUGGACCUGGUGAAUCCCACGGGGGAGCAUGACAUGUAUGGGAACAUACACUAUGCAGACUUGGUGAAUACCACGGGGGUGUAUGAUAUGUAUUAGAACAUACACUACACAGACCCGGUGAAUACAACGAGGGUGUAUGACAUGUAUUGGAACAUACACUACACAGACCUGGUGAAUACCACGAGAGUGUAUGCCAGUUUUUGUCACUCAUUGCUUCGAUAUUUGAUACAAGUGUUUUAUUUGACUUGUUUAACAGUUGACUUGUAAGUUUCACUGAGAUGAUGUCACAAUCCACAGUAGCUUAUCGUGUUAAGGCGAUAUUUAUUUUUUCUUUGUUAGAAACUGAAUGAGAAAUAUGUGUAUUGUCAAUUUGUUCAAAGUGUAUUGUUUUGUAUUGGGUUAACCCAAAACAUGUAUAUACAAGGAGCAUAUCAGAUAGAUUUUAAAAGAGCCAUUCCAACAGUAUUUAUAGGCACUUCGUCGCAAUAAUCAGAGGGAGGGAGGCAUAAUCUUGUAAUCAGACGCUCGCGUGCCAGAAAUGAAUUGUGAUAUUUCACAAACACUUCAGUGACUAUGUCUUGUGUAAAGGGAUGAUUGAUUUUAUUAGCCAGCCCCAGAGCUUGUAACUCUUGCAGAAAUAUUGUUUUGUUUCAGGAUAAGUUGACAUACCGCUUCUUGUAAGAAAUACAAGGCAGCGGUUGUAGUAAAUGUAUAUGUCUAUAUCUCUACAGUAAGGGGAUACAGAAACAUGAUUUGUUAUUUUAUCAUACUAUUUUGUAAUAUAGACAUUUGUUUGUGUACGUUAGUGGACAGUGUUCUUUUUGGCUUCCAAGAUGAGAGGCCGCUCUCCUGUGGAUAUGUAGUUCGGAAUAACCAGAAAGCUGUUUGAUACUUUUUCACUUAUUUACGCACGCGUCGUCGUACUUUAGCUAUAAUAGUUCAGGACAAAGGAGGACCUUAUUACACUAUACAUGGUGGGAGAGCGAACUGUACACAUAUACUUAUCUUGCCUUUCCUCUUGUACUGCGAAAAUGGAGUUUAGAAUAACCAGAAAGCUGUUUGAUACUUUUUGACUUCCAAGAUGAGAGGCCGCUCUCCUGUGGAUAUGUAGUUCGGAAUAACCAGAAAGCUGUUUGAUACUUUUUCACUUAUUUACGCACGCGCCGUCGUACUUUAGCUAUAAUAGUUCAGGACAAAGGAGGACCUUAUUACACUAUACAUGGUGGGAGAGCAAACUGUACACAUAUACUUAUCUUGCCUUUCCUCUUGUACUGCGAAAAUGGAGUUUAGAAUAACCAGAAAGCUGUUUGAUACUUUUUGACUUCCAAGAUGAGAGGCCGCUCUCCUGUGGAUAUGUAGUUCGGAAUAACCAGAAAGCUGUUUGAUACUUUUUCACUUAUUUACGCACGCGUCGUCGUACUUUAGCUAUAAUAGUUCAGGACAAAGGAGGACCUUAUUACACUAUACAUGGUGGGAGAGCAAACUGUACACAUAUACUUAUCUUGCCUUUCCUCUUGUACUGCGAAAAUGGAGUUUAGAAUAACCAGAAAGCUGUUUGAUACUUUUUGACUUCCAAGAUGAGAGGCCGCUCUCCUGUGGAUAUGUAGUUCGGAAUAACCAGAAAGCUGUUUGAUACUUUUUCACUUAUUUACGCACGCGUCGUCGUACUUUAGCUAUAAUAGUUCAGGACAAAGGAGGACCUUAUUACACUAUACAUGGUGGGAGAGCGAACUGUACACAUAUACUUAUCUUGUCUUUCCUCUUGUACUGCGAAAAUGGAGUUUAGAAUAACCAGAAAGUUGUUUUGAUAUUAAUUUACUUAUUGUGAACAUUUGCAAACGCUUAACACAAAUACUAAUCUUGUCUUUCCUCUACUAGCAUUAUACUUGUUCCAUUUCCAAGUCAGCAAAUCGCACAUAUAGUACUUUUCGGAGCUUUACCCAUACACUGUUGUAUUUGUAGUGGAGAUUUACAAUAAAGAAUAGUCAAAUACUAAA
This is a messenger RNA of Haliotis rubra (blacklip abalone), 6841 nucleotides long. RefSeq lists its product as uncharacterized. The record is from RefSeq and is a predicted model, not a curated record. Lineage: Eukaryota; Metazoa; Mollusca; Gastropoda; Lepetellida; Haliotidae. Gene Ontology annotation, molecular function: zinc ion binding. The transcript is spliced from 12 exons. The coding region runs from base 1228 to 4311 and encodes 1027 amino acids.